Molecule: messenger RNA, 1926 nt
Organism: Saccostrea echinata
Lineage: Eukaryota; Metazoa; Mollusca; Bivalvia; Ostreida; Ostreidae
Product: protein white-like
Exons: 20
Coding region: 1-1926 (641 amino acids)
Cellular component (GO): plasma membrane
Molecular function (GO): ATP binding; ABC-type transporter activity; ATP hydrolysis activity
Source: RefSeq, a predicted model, not a curated record
AUGGACUUUGCCAUUGUACUGGUAUGGGAGUGGAGGGUAUCAGAUUGUGAGCUCAGUGCUCAUAAAGCAGUGAAAACAUCCGACAAGAUAUGGGUAGACUACGCAUACAAUAGAGAUACAUGUAUAUCUCAGAAUCAGCAAGUGACGCUAUCAUGGAAUGACGUCACCGUGUCAAUUUUAUCCAGAUGUGGAUGCAGAAAACAGAAUUCUUCCCGUAAACUCCUCCUCCAUAACGUGAGCGGAGAGAUAAAGCCUGGAAGACUUGUUGCCAUCAUGGGAGCAAGUGGUGCAGGGAAAACGACACUGAUGAAUGUUCUAACUUUUCGAAACAUUCGUUCCCUUUCUAUUGACGGAGUCAUAAAAAUAAACAACCGAACUGUAAACAAGGAGGAUAUGAACAACAUGUCAGCUUAUUUACAACAGGAAGAUCUAUUUCUGGGCACAAUGACAGUACGCGAACACCUACAAUUUAAGGCCUAUUUACAAAUGGACGCAGAUGUUAAAACUCGAGAAAGAAAAGUAGAAGAGGUCAUAUUUGAGCUUGGACUGUCAAAAUGUGCCGACUCAGUUAUAGACAUGCCAUAUUCUAAUAAAAGAAUAUCAGGAGGGGAAAGAAAAAGGUUGUCUUUCGCCGCAGAGCUAUUGACGAAUCCACCAUUGAUGUUCUGUGACGAACCGACUUCGGGUUUAGAUUCUUUCAUGGCAUCAAGCGUUAUUCAGAGCUUGAAGAUGCUAGUGCAUAAAGGUCACACAGUUUUGUGCACCAUUCAUCAGCCCUCUUCGGAAGUAUUCGCUCUUUUUGACGAGAUUUACCUACUGGCUGAAGGACAUUGUGUCUUUACAGGUUAUACAAUGUACGCUUUGGAUUUUUUCAAAAGACAUGGUUACCCUUGCCCUUUAAACUACAACCCUGCAGACCAUUUCAUUCUGACUCUGGCAAUGGUCCCUGGACACGAACAGACAUGUCAUGCAAAGAUUCAUAAAUUACGCAGCGAGUUUGAAAAAGCAAAGGAACUGCAGUUUUACAAUUCAGAAUAUCCAUCAUCACAUUCCAGUGAUGGAAAAACCUUGCCGCGAUACCAAGCACCCUUUUUAAAACAAUUACGUCAUCUUCUGUGGAGAAGUUGGAUAACUAAUAUUCGCAACCCAAACUUGGUGAAAAUCAAAUUUGCGGAAGCCAUACUAUUUGCCGUUAUACUUGGACUCUUUUAUUUGAAGACGGACAAUGAUUACAAGCAAGAUGACGUCAUGAACAUUAAUGGAUGCAUUUUCUUUGCCAUAGUGUCAUUAAGCUUAGAUACAAUUUUACCAAUUUUAAAUGUUUUUCCGUGUGAAGUUCCCGUGUUUGUAAGAGAAUAUGGCUGUAAAUUAUACAGAAUAGAUGUGUAUUAUCUAAGCAAAAUUAUAGUGGAGAUUCCCUUCCUGGUCAUAAUUCCCACCAUAUUCAUGUCUAUUCUCUACUGGAUGAGCGGAUUUGUAUAUACAGGGAUAGAAUUUUUCACAGCUAUAGGGAUAGCUAUUUUAGUUGCAAACACUGCAGCAGGAUUUGGAUAUGUUAUAUCUGCCGGUGCUCCAUCAAUUACAGCAGCUUUAGCAAUAGCCCCGCUAUUAAUAAUGCCGCUGAUGAUGAAUGGUGGAUUUUUCUUGAAUACCAGGACUGUACCUGAUUACUUUCUGUGGUUAAAAUAUUCCUCAUGGUUCAUGUACAGCAACGAGUUAAUGACUGUCAAUCAAUGGACCAACGUUCACCAUAUAGGGUGCAAUAAUAAUGCAACAUGCAUUUCAAAUGGAAACUUAGUCAUUGAGAAUCUGGGAUAUGAAGCGGACAACCUAUUCUUUGACUGGAUAUGUUUGGCUGCUUUAACUGUGGCUUUUAGAAUACUUUCAUUUUUGAUCUUAUUCAUAAAGGCAAAAGUAUCAAUGUAG